This is a messenger RNA of Antechinus flavipes (yellow-footed antechinus), 2991 nucleotides long. It is a transcript of the gene ENPEP, whose product is annotated as glutamyl aminopeptidase. NCBI's taxonomy places the organism in Eukaryota, Metazoa, Chordata, Mammalia, Dasyuromorphia, Dasyuridae. The record is from RefSeq and is a predicted model, not a curated record. The coding region runs from base 77 to 2917 and encodes 946 amino acids. Gene Ontology annotation, cellular component: cytoplasm. The transcript is spliced from 20 exons. Gene Ontology annotation, molecular function: metalloaminopeptidase activity; peptide binding; zinc ion binding. Gene Ontology annotation, biological process: peptide catabolic process; proteolysis.
GAACAGGGAAGUGUGGAGAAAGUCGUGAAGACCGCUAUCUUUUUUCAUGCUUCAUUCUUAGAACUUGGAAACAAAAAUGAAUCCUUUGGAAUAUGAGACUUCUAAGAGGUACUGUAUAAGAACAAGACAUGUGGUCAUUAUUUGUGCUGUGGUGGUUGUUGUGGGAUUAAUAGUAGGACUUUCCGUGGGACUAUCUUGCAAGACAUCCGAGGAUUCUGGACAAACUCCCAACAUACCGGGCUCUUCAACUCCUGGACCUUCAACUCUUCCUCCACAUGAGGCCAGUCCUUGCCCUGCCAAUGCUGAUGAAAGUGGUCAGUGGACAAAUUUCCGACUGCCCGAAUACAUCAAACCUGUGCAUUACGACCUGGAGGUGAAACCUGUGAUGGAAGAGGAUACUUACACAGGCACAGUCACCAUCCAUAUCAAUGUGACAGAACCCACCAAACAUCUUUGGCUGCAUAUUCGGGAGACAUGGAUCACCAACCCCUCUCCAGUGCUAAAGAAAUCUUCAGGUGAGCAGGUCCCAGUGAAGCGGUGCUUUGAGUACAAGAAGCAAGAAUAUGUGGUGAUUGAGGCUGAGGAAGAACUGCCUCAAAACAUUGGAGGAAGCACCUAUCUCCUGACCAUGAACUUCAAAGGCUGGCUGAAUGGCUCCCUUGUUGGGUUCUAUCGGACCACCUACACAGAGAAUGGAAUAACCAAGAGCAUAGCAGCUACAGAUCAUGAGCCAACGGAUGCACGGAAAACAUUUCCUUGUUUUGAUGAGCCCAACAAAAAAGCAACUUAUACAAUAUCUAUCAUCCAUCCAAAAGAAUAUAAUGCACUUUCAAAUAUGCCAGUGGAGAGAGAAGAAGAUGUGGAUGACAAAUGGAAAAAAACCAUUUUCAUGAAGUCUGUUCCAAUGAGCACAUACUUGGUGUGCUUUGCUGUACAUCAAUUUACGAGUGUGACUAGAACUUCAGCUAGUGGAAUUCCUCUCAAAAUCUAUGUCCAGCCACUUCAAAGAGAAACAGCCGAAUAUGCUGCAAACGUCACAAAAGUUGUAUUUGACUACUUUGAAGAUUAUUUUGCAAUGAAUUAUUCCCUUCCAAAAUUAGAUAAAAUAGCCAUUCCAGAUUUUGGCACUGGUGCUAUGGAGAAUUGGGGUCUUAUUACAUACAGAGAAGCCAAUUUACUUUAUGAUCCUCAGGAAUCAGCCUCUUCAAAUAAACAGAGAGUGGCUACUGUUGUGGCUCAUGAACUUGUUCACCAGUGGUUUGGCAAUACUGUGACCAUGGAUUGGUGGGAAGACUUGUGGCUAAAUGAAGGAUUUGCUUCUUUCUUUGAAUUCUUGGGAGUAGAUAAGGCAGAAAAUGAUUGGAAAAUGCGUGACCAGAUGUUACUUGAAGAUGUUUUGCCCGUGCAGGAAGAGGACUCCUUGAUAUCUUCUCAUCCAAUUGUUGUAAAUGUGACAACUCCUGCUGAAAUAACCUCUGUAUUUGAUGGAAUAUCCUAUAGUAAGGGAGCCUCCAUUCUUAGAAUGCUUGAAGACUGGAUAACCCCAAAGAACUUUCAACUUGGAUGUCAACAAUACUUGAAGAAAUAUAAGUUUGGAAAUGCAAAAACAGAUGAUUUUUGGAAGGCACUGGAAGAGGCAAGUAAUAAACCAGUGAAAGAAGUAAUGGACACAUGGACUAGGCAGAUGGGUUAUCCUGUUUUGAAUGUAAUAGAUAAUCGUAAGCUGGAACAGAAACGUUUCCUGUUGGACCCCAAAGCAGAUUCUUUGCAGCCACCUUCUAUUCUUGGUUACAAAUGGAAUAUUCCAGUUAAAUGGUCUGAAGAGAACAACGAUAAUUUUACUUUCUACAAUAUGUCAGAGAAAGAAGGAAUCAUUUUGGACUCUAGUGGAAAAGUUUUUCUGAAAAUAAACCCAGAUCAUAUUGGAUUUUAUCGUGUAAAUUAUGAAGUAUCAUCUUGGAACAUGAUAGCUACGAAGCUUUCCAGCAACCACUUGGCAUUUUCUUCAGGUGAUCGGGCAAGUUUUUUUGAUGAUGCCUUUGCUUUGUCAAGGGCCAAUCUUCUAAAUUACAAUGUUUCUCUGAACCUGACCACGUAUCUGAAAAAUGAAACUGACUACUUACCAUGGCAGAGAGUUAUAUCAGCACUAUCUUAUGUGUCCAGCAUGCUAGAAGAUGAUACAGAGUUGUAUCCUUUGCUUAAGGAAUACCUCCGCAGUCGAGUGAAACCUUUGGCAGAUUCUCUGGGUUGGAAAGAUGAAGGAAACCAUCUUGAAAAGUUACUUCGUGCCUCAAUCCUGGGGCUAGCAUGCAAGAUGGGGGAUACAGAUGCAUUGAACAAUGCUUCUGAAUUAUUUAAGAAGUGGCAAAAUGGAGUGAGUCAACCUGUGAAUCUCCGACUUCUGGUGUACCGAUAUGGAAUGCAGAACUCAGGUGAUGAAGCUUCAUGGAACUACACUCUCUCACAGUACCAGAAGACCACUCUAGCGCAAGAAAAAGAAAAAUUACUUUAUGGAUUAGCAUCUGUGAACAACAUAACCCUUUUAUCAAGAUAUCUAGACCUUCUCAAGGACUCCAAUCUCAUUAAAUCCCAGGAUGUGUUUACUGUUAUCCGAUAUAUUUCAUAUAAUAACUACGGCAAGUACAUGGCCUGGGACUGGAUACGAUUCAACUGGGAGUAUUUAGUCAACAGAUUCACUCUGAAUGACCGAUACCUUGGCAGAAUUGUGACUAUAGCAGAGCCUUUCAACACUGAGUUCCAGCUCUGGCAGAUGGAGACCUUUUUUAACACAUACCCUGAAGCAGGAGCAGGAGCAGCUCCUCGACAGAAAGUUCUGGAAACAGUGAAGAAUAACAUUGAAUGGUUGAAACUUCAUAGAGAAGACAUCAAAGCGUGGCUGCUUGAUUCUACCUCUUGAAAAAACUAAGGAAAUUUAAAAUAUAUUUAAAUUUGAUAAAUUUUCAUUGAAUAAAUUAAUGAAUUCUUUAAGCA